CUCCUUUGGUAAUAGCUGCGGGAAAGAGACUCCGACUCACAACAGGCAAACGCAACAUGCUGAAAUAGAGGCAGAGAGGCAACAACAUGCGUAAGGUCCGGCUCCUAUAUUUAACCCAACAGCCCUCCUUCACAGGAUGGCACUCGAUCUCUAACCUAACAGUGUAAUGUGAUCCUCUCAACACAGAGUUCACCAAAGAUAAUGUCAGGAAAUGGCUGCAUUUGUAAACAGACCCUCCGGAAACGGAAAGGAAAUACACAUCUGGAUUUAUCUUAGCUAGCCAGACAGCCGUGUCUCAGUUGUGUCGAUCUCCAGCAACCCAAAGUGACCAUCUCAUCCCUCUGUGGAUCAUUCAGCCCUGAGGGGGGAGCCGUCAUAUCCUCCAACAGCUCUGUUGUGUGUGUAUCUGUGUGUUCUGCGCAGUUUUAUAAUUAAACCUAGAAACCAUGCCAUGCACUGAUUAUAGUCCAUUUCCCCUGUGACACAGUCUUCCUUGAAGAUAUGCUGCUGAGGACGCUAAAAUUUGAAUAAAAUUUUUGAAUGAAACUAUUAGGGCUACUACAAAUGAUUAUCAUUAUUAACAUUUUGUACUGCUGAUCUUGUCUGCCAGUUAUUUUCUUAGUUAAUCGGUCAAUCAUUUGCUCUAUGAACCAUCCUUAAAAUCACCAUGUCCUAGAGCUCAUGUAGACAUUUUUAAACUGCUGUUCUGUCUCACCAGUGGGCCAAAACCCAUUCAUAUUCAGUUUACUAUUAUAGAAGACCAACAAAACCUCAAAACUGACACUAGUACAUUGUUGACAUUUUUGAUUACACUCCUUUUAGCUCUAUCCACUACUGAAGCCACUCCACACUGCCAGUAAUGACUGUCUGACUUGUGCCAAAGUAACUUGCAUAAGACUCACAGCUAUGAUUUUUCAUAACAGCAAAUGCACAUGUGCAACUAAUAACAAUAACACUGAUUUCAAACAUGCAACAUGUCUGCUGUUGGAAAUGCCUAUUACAUUUUCCCCCUCACAAAUGUUUUAUUUUCAAAUUGGAAAAGCCAAUUAGCAUGUAGAGCACUGUGUUACUACAGUUCUUCAUUGAACAAUGGACCGGUAGAAAUGCAGCAUUCAUUGAAGACUUUUGAUGGGUUAGCACCUUACUUUACUGUUACAGCGAAACUCUGGGAUGGAGUGGGCCUUUAAUGCAGAAUUAAUGUUCAGGGAACAAAUUUUAGUUCAUAUGCAUCAAAUAAAUAAAAUGUGAACACAAAAAUGUAUAUGUAGGAUCUGUGCUGCUUUUAUGUACAGUAGCUGUGAUUUGUGAGAGAACUCCCUCAUACUAUAUCUGAGGUGGAUGACUAGACAUCCUGUAAGAUAAGGGUCAGUAGGUCAAAACUGACCGUAUAUACUAUAUGAGCCUUUUUCACGGAAGACAGCACAGAUAUAAAUAAUAAAAUUAAUGAUGGGUGAAUUCCAUUUAGCCGCUUCAGUUUCAGGGUCCCGGUAUUAUGCAUGCUGCCUCACUGUCGCACUGUCACCUAACACCUGUUUUUCUCCUUCUGUGAGUCAAAAUGUCUGCUGUGAGAAAAAGACCCACGGACAGACCAAUAUAUUCGACUAAUACCUACAGUUGUGGUGAUCUGACAGCCAUGCCUUUGAAGUCACCUGCAGGGGAGGAAGGACAUCUUUGUGCUCAUCGAGGAGGAGUCUGCCGGUUGACUUCCAGUAGCUGCCUGGCCACCGCCUUCUUUCUGCUGCCCCAACCAACCCCCACCCUUCCUCCUCCUCCACCUCUCCUCUCGUCAGCCGCUACUGCAGCAGCAGCCCGGUGCCUCCUGGAUCCAUGAAGAAAUCCCUGCCGCACGGCACCUUCCCCGCCAACAUGGGCCGCAAGCCUUCCACUGCGUUGAUGUGUUGAUAUUGAGAUUAUUCAGUUAUCAAAUAUGAAUCAUGCAUUUGAUAUUUCUGGCCACUUUGCUCGUCAGCAUCCUUUCGCCCUGGCUUCAUCCAUCACUAGCGUCAUCCGGGUUUUCAUGUCUGCGUGGUGGGAAUUUUCUUGCAGUUUCUCAAGGAGUAGAGGACAAGGUUGAGAGGGCUGCAGUGCCAGCGCUGCUGAAGCAACAGGCAACUGCAGCACCUGCUACAGACAACACAACACACCAUGCAGUAGAGCAUGAGAUCACCUACCCCUCGCGGUUGAUCUACUACCUAAACGAGGACUCGGAGAGUACCUACCAUGACCUGGACACCCGGGCCAAGAACCAAGCCACAGAGGGCCAGGCAGUCCACCUCGCCCAGGCCAGUUUCCAGUUAGAGGCAUUUGGCUCCAGAUUUGUCCUGGAUCUAAUGUUGAACAAUGACUUGCUGUCUUCAGAUUAUGUUGAGAUCCACUAUGAGGGGGGCAAACCUGUUGUUUCAAAGGGCGGUGAGCACUGUUACUACCACGGCCAGGUGAGAGGGAAUGAUAACUCCCACGUGGCCUUAUCUACCUGCAACGGGCUGCACGGGAUGUUUGACGAUGGAGUCUAUGUGUAUCUAAUUGAGCCCUUACAACAGACUCAUUCAAUCGAUACAGCUGCAAGGCCUCACAAACUAAGAAGAGCAGCCUCCCUUCACUCGAACAAUGAUUCAGAGGAACAGGUGGAGGAAGAGCAGCUCUUCUCAGAGCUGGAUGACUUGUCCUGGCUGAAGCGCAGGAAAAAGCGAGCUAUGCCUCGCAGUGUAUUUGAGGAAAUGAAAUAUUUAGAGAUCAUGAUUGUCAGUGACCACAAUAUGUACAAACGACACAAGACGAAGCAGCAAAUGAGGAAUUUUGCUAAGUCAGUGGUGAAUCUUGUGGAUGCUAUCUUCAAGGAGCACCUACAUACACGUGUGGUGCUCGUUGCUGUGGAGAUCUGGACAGACAAGGAUCAGAUCCCCAUCAGCGUGAGGCCACUGGAAUUGCUGCGAGAUUUCUCCAAGUAUCGGCAGCAGAGCAUCAAGCACCACGCAGAUGCUGUGCACCUUUUCUCAAAUGCGACCUUCCACUUCCACAGAAGCAGUGCAGCGUACUUUGGGGGCGCAUGUUCUACGACCCGUGGAGUAGGGGUCAAUGAGUACGGCAAUACCGGGUCCAUUGCAGUGUCUCUAUCCCAGAGCCUGGCGCAGAAUCUGGGCAUCCAGUGGGACCCGGCAUCCAAGAGAAAGGAAUGUGGUUGUUCUGACUCGUGGACUGGCUGCAUUAUGGAGGAUACUGGGGUCCAACACCCACGGAUAUUCUCCAAAUGCAGCAUAUCAGAUUACAAGGAGUUCCUCUUGAAAGGUGGAGGCUCUUGUCUGUUUAACAGGCCAACCAAGCUGUUCGAGGCAACAGAAUGCGGGAAUGGAUUUGUAGAAGUGGGAGAGGAGUGUGACUGUGGAGCGAGAGCAGAGUGCUACAAGGAAUGCUGCAAGAAGUGUUCCCUCGCCAACGGGGCGCACUGCAGCGAUGGCCCGUGCUGCAAUAACACAUGUCUGUUCUAUCCUCGAGGUUACAGUUGCCGCUACGCUGUGAACGACUGUGAUAUCUCAGAGACCUGCUCUGGGGACUCUGGACAGUGCCCUCCCAACCUUCAUAAACAAGAUGGUUACAUCUGCCAGGUUAACCAGGGUCGUUGCUACAAUGGAGAGUGCAAGACCAGAGAGAACCAGUGUAAAUACAUCUGGGGGUCAAAGGCCGGAGGCUCAGAGAAGUUCUGCUAUGAGAAGCUGAACACGGAGGGCACGGAGAAGGGCAACUGUGGAAAAGAUGGAGAGAAAUGGAUCCAGUGUAGCAAACAUGAUGUGUUCUGUGGUUACCUUUUGUGUACCAACAUUGGCCGCAGCCCACGCAUCGGCAUUAUGAAGGGAGAUAUUACCACUACACUCCUCAACCUUAAAAGCGGGCAAGUAGAUUGCAGUGGUGGCCAUGUCCUUCUGGAUGAUGAGACUGAUUUAGGCUACGUGGAGGAUGGGACUCCCUGUGGGCCGUCAAUGAUGUGCCUUGACCACAAGUGUCUGCCCAUCCAGUCACUCAACAUGAGCACCUGCCCCAGCGGACCUAAUGGACAGGUGUGCUCUGCCCAUGGGGUGUGCAACAAUGAAGCCACAUGCACCUGUGACACUACCUGGGCAGGGACAGACUGUAGUAUGCCUGACCCGCCUAAAGAGCCUGAGGCCACUCAGGAAGAAGGACCCAAGGGUCCUAGUGCCACCAAUCUAAUAAUAGGCUCCAUCGCCGGAGCCAUCCUUGUGGCUGCCAUAGUGCUGGGGGGGACUGGAUGGGGCUUUAAAAAUGUGAAGAAACGGCGAUACGACCCCAAUGCCACAGCCAUUUAACCCAGGGAGAGAUGGCAAUCACAGAUGGACUCCUCCAAGGCUUCCUUAGUUGGCUACCUGACAGCUGGACUGCACUUAUUGCUGCUGAUCUUUGGCAUUAGAUUUACUUGAAAAAGACAUAGUGGACAUUUUAACAAAUUCCAUCGUAGUGACAUAAAAAAUGCAGCCUUUUCAACUUCACUUCACUCAUGUAACAACCCUCCAUCCCCAGCCCACCCUGAUCUCUAGUGUGACAGAGCUCCUCUUCCAUCUUUUAGUGCCAGUGCACAGGCGUUCAGGCGGAAUCCACACCACUCUCUCACCUGGCAUGAUUAUCCGCACAAAGCGUGCUGCUUGCUGGCCCCCCGGCAUGAAGAGCCCUCUUUACAGGGCCCUGCAUGGCUACAAAAGCUACGAAUAUACCGCAAAGGACAUACAAAGAGGAAAAAAAAAGGAAUUAACCAAUGGAGGAGAUAACCUCGUUAAAAACCCAACCCAGCUCCUAUAGUUCACAUUUAGGAGCUGUAGAUGAAUAAAGAAGGCUGCAUGUGAGGACCCAUAAGGAAGGCAGUGCAGACCACAUAGUGAAUGCGUACACACAAAAUUGUACAUAAAUAAGGAGUUCAGGUUUGGAAUUAUCAGCAUACUUUACAAGGACAUCAAUUGCUUUUGUUUUUUAUCUUAGCAUGUUGUAUAGCGGGUGUUUUUGGCAAUGUUGUUGGAAAAAAAAACUGCAAUUAUGAUUUUGGCCUAGAUUGUAGUCGCAUGCUGCAAAGCCUGCUGGGAUUGUCCGGGCAGAGGUCAACGGUUAGAUUCACUCCAGCGGACAGAGCAGCUGUGGUGUCGAGGAGAAGCAUGUCAGUUCUAGAGGGAUUCGGACUGAGAUCAAUGUCAGAUUAACAAGAUUUCCCCCCUGAAGUAUCUUCAACAGUGACUCAAAAGCCAAAGAACCAAUCACCUGAACAUACGGAUGUUGUUGCACACAGAGCACUUUCCCCUCUGUCUGCGGCCAGUGGUGCCUCUCCCACUGCUGAGGGCAUGAAGUCUGUCCAUGCAGGCACUCACCUGUCCAGCCAGGUCUCACUAAACAGUCCUCAUCAACACCCACUAUACUGGCUUAGCCUUUUGCUCUCAUAAACUCUUAGUAGAAAUCAAGUUCAGCUCUACUGGCAACACUGCAUGCAAUCACUAUAGUGGGCUUAUAUGGGAGUCCCCAAAAUCCACAAGAAAAAUAUGCUACAAAAGAUAGGUGCAUGUCAACAACAAAAACAUUUAACUUUUAUUUACUAUGCAAAGAGAGAUAUUGCACAAAAGUCUGGGUAAUAACGAUAUCAAUGUAGACAUGGAAUUACAAAAACCUCUGCUAAUCAGCUGAUCUUUUGUAUCUGGCCACUCCCACGUCUCCUUUCAUUUCGCUUACACAUACUCUAACUACGAAUGGACAAACAAAAUUAAAAAAAAGAAAAGAACUGAAUUAAUAUUUCCAAUGAAAAAUGAGAGAGCACCCUUUUACAGCUGUGGAACUGAAAAUCAUUUUUGUGUGUUUUUCAUUCAGCCUGAUAUUUUUAAUCAACCACAUACACACACACCUACACACACACACACACACACACACACUGUAUGGUGCCUGUACAUAUUGAGGCCUGAACACUUUCCUUGUGCAGGGCUAUUAUUUUCAGUCCAGCUGAUAGUUGGUGUGUUCCAGGUGCUGCCAUAGCACUGGCAUUGUUGUAAUCCUCCAUGUUACUCAUCGUCUGGUGUCCCUCUCUCACUGCAUAAUGUACAGUUGGACCGAUGAAUAAACUACUGACAAAUUUUAAAUGUGCUUUGCCGUCAUUUCCUCACUGAACUGAUUCUGUCUCCUAGAGUAUAACUGCUCUGACAUAUGGCAAAAGUGACCAAAAAAUUAAGACAGUAAUUUAGUGUAGCUGACUUUGUAAAAUUAAUGUUAAGACAAGCGUAAAGUUACAUCUUAUCAAUUAGUGUCAACCACACUUCAAAAUAUUUUUAACGACCGCAUAUAUUACUGCAUUGUUCGUGGUCAUUACUUGUAAGGCUUUUAUCCUUUCAGAGUGUUAUUAAAAAUUACUCAUCUAAAUAUGUUUGACAGUUCCUAAAGAGACACUGUGCUAGCUGCUUUAAGGAAUAGUAUUUUUUUUAGGAAAUUUGCUUAAUCGCUUUCUCACUGAGAGCUAGUUGAGAAGAUUGAUCCCACUCACAUGUCUGUACAGUAAAAAUGAGCUCAACUCCAGAAAGUCACUGCACCCGACCAAGAAAUAGUCACACAUAACCCCCCGUAAAACAUUGGUUUUUGUACCGUUUAAACAAGAUAUAACAUAUAAAUAAAUUAAUGACUAACAGUUAUCUAACUGGCUGUAGCUUCUCGAAUGCACAGAUAUGAGAGUAGUAAUGAUCUUCUCAUCUAAGUCUCUGCAACAGGCAGUUUAUCAGAAGGUGAAACUUCCUUUAACAAAAAUAUUGUAAUAACAUGACUGUGUUUAACCAAGACUAAGAAAAGUGAUGGCUAAAGCUAUGCUGCACACACUGAACUAGGCACCUUUUUUGUAAUUGUCAUUAAUUUCCUCAUAAGAAAAUGUCUGACUGUGCUAUCCUAUAAUAUUCUCACAGAAAUUUAGCAAGUUGUAUUAAUCAAACUGUUGACUGUAUUUCACAUUGUGGUGUCUUUCCCCAGUAGUACCAUUUUUCUACAGGGAUUCACGGUGUGUUUGUGGUACUCUGUUGUCAGUUUUUGGUGAUCAUAUAAUACUAAUUUGUAUAUUUAGUAUUUAAAUUGUAAAAUUCUAUUUUUUUGUGUGUGGCUUUCUAAACCUAAACUUUAAUCUAAAUAUGUUCAUAAGUAUCACUCUGUAUCUUUUCCAUAAGAGAUAAGGGACUUCAGUUUGUUCUGCUCCUGUAGUUGUUGACUUUCCCUGGUUCCUUGUUCUGAUGGACCCUUAAUUAAUUCAACAUUUGAAAUGAGAACUUAAAUUCUUUGUGCCGUCAUGAUCUGUUUCUCCAUAAAUCUCAAGGAAA
Xiphias gladius (swordfish) is the source of this 7331-nucleotide messenger RNA. It is a transcript of the gene adam23b, whose product is annotated as disintegrin and metalloproteinase domain-containing protein 23. Lineage: Eukaryota; Metazoa; Chordata; Actinopteri; Istiophoriformes; Xiphiidae. The record is from RefSeq and is a predicted model, not a curated record. Gene Ontology annotation, molecular function: metalloendopeptidase activity. Gene Ontology annotation, cellular component: presynaptic membrane. The coding region runs from base 1935 to 4319 and encodes 794 amino acids. Gene Ontology annotation, biological process: proteolysis. The transcript has 29 exons.